Messenger RNA from Drosophila grimshawi, 7422 nucleotides. It is a transcript of the gene wapl, whose product is annotated as protein wings apart-like. The transcript is spliced from 8 exons. Bases 462 to 6500 code for a protein of 2012 amino acids. Gene Ontology annotation, biological process: regulation of chromosome condensation. The record is from RefSeq and is a predicted model, not a curated record. NCBI's taxonomy places the organism in Eukaryota, Metazoa, Arthropoda, Insecta, Diptera, Drosophilidae.
UAAAUAUAUUUUGUGUGUGAUUUUAAUGCUUAACAAAUUGGAUUGACCAGAAAACAAGAAAACGGUGCAUUUGAAGCGUUCCAUUGAACCAGUGUGCCACAAUGUGCAAUAAUUGCAAGUGUCGCACAGCGAGCGAUUUGUAUGUAUGUAAUUUGUAGCUGUUGUUGCGAUUUGCUGCUGCUGCUGUUAAAAGUGGUGGAAAAUGUGUGCAACAAAAAACAUGCAGUUUGCUACUCAACACUAUGCACAAUAUUAACAAAUCGGCUGCAACACAGCGUAAUUGUUGCGCCAACAACAACAACAACAAAGAGAGCAAUAAGCGCCUAGAAGCAGUAUAAACAAAACUGAAGAGAGAGCGCCAGAAAGAGAGAGAGAGAGAACGAGCACAAAACUUUAAACGGGACUUUGUAACGGGACUUUGCUCGAUCCUUCCUUGUUUUUUUUUUUUUUUUUUGUGCAAAAUGUCACGGUGGGGCAAGAACAUAGUUGUGCCCCUGGACUCACUGUGCAAGGAGAAGGAGAACACAAAUCGUCCCACUGUCGCCCGUUCCGUUGGCACUGUCGGCAAAUGGGGCAAAAUGGGCUUUACUUCGACACGCACCUACACACUGGCUGCACUGCAUCCUGCUGCGGCCGCUAGUCCCGCCCAGAGUCCGGCCUCGUCGCACGAUCAUGAUCCAAAUGAUAUGUCCAUAUCGGUGCCGGAGCCACCGAAACCCAAAAAAUUCUUCAAAUCCCGCAAUGCGGCACCGCCCGAAGUCAUCGCCCAGAUCAUACAACAGUUGCCACAUUGUGGUGCCGCUGGCAAUUCACCAAUGCGAGAUCCGAUGGCAAGCACCCAUACCCACCAUCAGCAGCAACAUCAGCUUCACCAUGAGCCGCUCAAGCUGAAGUUGAGCAAGGCGAGUAGCUCCGCUGAGCGGAAGCGCAAAUCCCCCAAAAAGAAGGCAACAACAACAACUGCAAUUUUAACGCCCGGUGCGUUAAGUGACAGCAUGUCCAUGGAUUUGGCAGAUCACAUGCUCGACCUGGCAGCUGCAUCACCCACCACCACCACCAGCAACACAAACACAACAACUCCAAACACACCCAGCAGUGGCAACACGCAGAAGAAGAAAAAAUUCAAGGAGGAGAAGAAAUUAAAGCCGGAGGCGCCGCCGUCAAGGAUAUUGGGACGUGCUCGGAAACAGGUCAACUAUUGUGAGGUCGAUGAGGAUGAGCGUUAUCCAACGCCCGUUAAGGACCUCAUUAUGCCCAAGACGCGUCCGGCGGAGACGGCAACAAAUGCACAAGAUGCUGCAGUGGGUGGAGGAGUGGGAAGAGGACCAGCAGGAGGUGUGGCAAGAGGAGGAGGAACAGCAGCAGGAUUAGCUGCCGCAGCAGAUUCAAGUCCAGCGCUUCCACCACCAGCAACAGCGCCCAGCGCUUCAUCAUUAGCAACUCCAGCAACAGCUGCUCCAACUGGUCCAGUUCCAGCUGCAUCUACAGCUCCAGCAACAGCAACAGUGCCAUCCACUUCCGCCUGCUCCUCAAGCGCUUCCCGUACACCCGAACAUCCGCCAAUUGUUUUACGCAUUUCCAAAGGCACAUCGCGCUUAGUCAGCACGGAUAGCGAAGAGCCGCCAAAUAAUUCGCCGACACAUUUCCAAACGCCCAACGAUGAGAAUAAUGAACGAGUUCCUUUCGAAGCUGCGGCAGCAGCAGCAGCAGCAAUAAACACGCCAACAACAGCAACAACAACUACAGCAGCGACAGCAACAACAACAUCAGCAGUAGCAACAACAACAACAACAACGCCAAAAAUAACUGUAAAACCACUAAGGCCGCCAACUGCAGCAGAAGCAGAAGCAAGGCAAGCAGACGCUGACGAAGAGGAAGAAGAGGAGGAGGAAGAAGAAGAAGAGGAGGAUGAGGAUGAGGAGGAACCGCCCGAAAUCAAUUAUUGCACAGUGAAAAUCUCACCAGACAAGCCGCCCAAGGAGCGCCUAAAACUGAUCAUCAAAACGGACGUGAUUCGCAACGCGAUUGCCAAAGCAGCCGCUGCAGCAGCAGCCAAAGCAGCUGGCGAGGAUUCGCGGAGCGAAAAGAAAUCCAAAAGCAAAAAGCACAAGCAUCUCAAACACGCAGCCGCAGCAGCAGCAGCAGCGGCAGCGGCAGCAUCAUCAGCAGCAGCUGGCGUGGGCGCGGCAGCAGCUGCUGAGCUGGCCAACUCGGAGUUUAAAACACCAUCGCCACACCUGGCGCUCAACGAGCAACAACAGCAGCAAUCGCAGCCCACAACACGCUCCGCACUUAUUUCGCCGCCCGAACACGAUUUCGAUUCGCAAUCCUCGGUGCUGGGCAGCAACUCAUCCAAGGGGAAUAGUACGCCACAGCUGCUCGCCCAGUCGGUGCAGGACGAUAGCUGUGUGAUACGCAGCCGUGGCUCGAGUGUCAUCACCAGCGAUCUGGAGACAAGUCAACAUUCAUCGCUGGUGGCGCCACCCUCAGACAUUGAGUCGCGACUGGAGUCCAUGAUGAACAUGGACUGUGGUGGGGGUUCGGCGGCAGCGGCAGCAACUGUUGCUGGCGAAGCGGAGGCGGCUCGGCCACUGCAACAGGCCGACAUAUUGGCUGUGCUGCGUGGUGAGGUGCUCAUGCCACGCCUCAAUGGGGAGCAGGAGACCCAGCAGCAGCCGCAGCUGGGUGGAGCGGGUGGCAGCAAUAAGCGGACCACACGUGGACGCGCCCGCAAGGCGAACAACAAUGCGGAGAUUGUGACGCCGGCGGCAACGGAGACGCGCACACGGAUGCGCAACAAGCUGCAGCUGGAGGAGGCAACGCAGCAGAGCACAAAGCGUGCAACACGCGCGCGUGCCACAACCACUACAACCACAACAACAACCACCACCACCAACAACAACAACAACAGCAGCAGCAGUAGCAAUAAGCGAACAGAGAUUGCAACUGCAGCAGCAGCAAGUGCAUCAACGGAUGCAGUGGAUGCAACAGCUGCAGAGGCGCCUCCACCUGCUGUUGUUCCAUCUGCUGCCGCUCCUGCUCCUGCUGCUAGUGCUCCUAUAGCUGCUACACGACGUGGUCGCGGUCGCACUGCUGCCAGCAACAACAACAAUUUGCCCAGCAGCAACAACAACAACAGCAGCAACAGCAACAACAACAAUGUGCACAACAAUAUCAAUAAAAUUGCCGCAAGUCUGUCGGCCAAAGCGGAGGCGAGUCGUGCCACAACGGACAAUGGGGCCGGUGGCGCCGCAACGCGUAGCUAUGGACGGAAACGCAAAAAUCAGCAGGUGACGCAGGUGUUGCAAGUAUUCCAAGUGCAACAACAACAGCAGCCUGCCUCGGUAACAAUGACAGCAACCGCGGAACAGAUGCCACUCGAUACGGAUGCGGCACAGCUGAAGCUGAAGCAGCAACAUCUCGCCGAGCAGCUGAGGAAACAGGAUGAGGCACAACCAACGCCCGCCAAGCAAAUGCACACAGAUCUCGAUUUGGCGUUGGAUUUGGAACUUGAUCUGGACAUGGGACCGGAAUACGAGUCGUUGCACGAAACGACGCUGCACGGCACGGAGCAGGAACCACAGACGCAGACGGAACCGGAGCAUGAAAUGGAACCGGAACCGGGCAUGGAUGAGUUGUCGAAUACAUCAAAUAGCUCGUCCAUGAUGCAACACGAUGGCUCCUCAUCGUCGCCGCCGUUGCGUGACUACAAGUUCAAGGAUAAAUUCAAGCGAACAAUUACGCUGGACAACCAAGUGCCAGGUGGAGCCGCAGCAGCAGCAGCGGCGGCAGCUGGAGCAGCGGGUGGAGAAGCAGCGGCUGCUGCAACCGGGGGAGCAGCAGCAACAGCAGCGGGUGGUGCUGGUGUAGCAGCGGCUGGAGCAGCUAGAGCAGCGAGUGGAGCUGGAGCUGGAGGAGCAGCGACAAGUAGUGCAGACAACCUAGAGGCAUCCAUCAGCACUGGAAGCAGCAGCACCACCACACAGCCACCAAAUCUCGAGGAGACGCAACGUGGCGCUGUCAAGCUGGUCAUAUCGAAGAAGAAGGGCUCAAUCUUCAAGAGUCGCGCCCUGGUGCCCUCCGAUCAGGCGGAGCAGGCGACGGUUUCCAAACGGCAUCUGUACAAGCACAGCUGGGACGCUGCCCUCGAGGCGAACGGUGGCGGCAAUGGCAGCGAUGCCAGCAGCAACGCCUCCGCAACAACAACAGCUGGCGGUGGCGGCGGCGGUGGCGGCAGCAGCGGAUGCGGUGGUGUCGCUGCGGGCGAUAAUCUGGCCGCGAGCAAAGCGGCCGCCAUCGAUGCCAUCUAUGGGGACUUUGGUGACUCCAAUUCCAAUAACAAUACCAGCAGCAGUUCAGCGCUGCGUGGCGAAAGUCCAGCGUUGGGCAAACUGAGUGCUGGUCGCCCCACCAAAUCGCAGCAAUCGACGACGGCUGCCUCUGGCAGCGAUGCCUUCGAUCUGGACCUGGAGCCGAGUGCGGAUGAGGGCAUGAACCUGGGUAACAUGGGUGCGAUGACGACGGCGACGACGACGACAUCAUCAUCAUCGGCAAUGGCCGGUUUGCGUGUGGAACGCAAGACCAAGGAAUACUAUACGGUGGUGCGGAACGUGAAGACGGCACAUCAGAUCCAGGAGAUUGGCGAAUACCAGGAGAUGUACGACGAUGUCGAGUAUAUACUCGAUGCACUGCAGCCGCACAAUCCGCCGCCGACACGUUGCCUCUCCGCCCUCCAGCUGGCCACCAAGUGCAUGACGCCAGCGUUUCGAAUGCAUGUGCGUGCCCAUGGUGUCGUCACCAAGUUCUUCAAGGCGCUCUCCGAUGCCAAUCGGGAUUUGAGUCUGGGUCUGUGCACCUCGGCGAUUAUGUACAUCUUGUCGCAGGAGGGUCUCAACAUGGAUCUGGAUCGGGACUCGCUCGAACUGAUGAUCAAUCUGCUGGAGGCGGAGGGUGUGGGCGUGGGCGUUGCCGCAUCGCCCACAGAUCGUGCCAACUAUGAGCGGAACAAGCAGAAGGUGCGCGAACUGUGCGAGGAGAUCAAGGCCCAGGGCAAGGGCACCCAUCUAAAUGUGGAAUCGAUAACGGUGGGCACCCUGGCCAUGGAGACGCUGCUUUCGCUCACCUCGAAGCGGGCGGGUGAAUGGUUCAAGGAGGAUCUGCGAAAACUGGGCGGACUGGAGCAUAUCAUCAAAACGAUAUCGGAUUUCUGUCAGCCGGUGAUUGCCACAGCUGCCACAGACAUGUCGCUAGUUGUGUGGCAACCGACACUGCUCGACAACAUGCAGACGGUGGCACGUUGCUUGCGCGUCCUCGAGAAUGUCACCCAGCACAACGAGGCGAAUCAACGGUAUAUGCUCACCUAUGCCAAGGGACGGGCCGUCGACACACUGUGCUUCCUCUAUCGGCUCUGCGAUCGCCAGCUGCUGCUGCAUCCGUGCAGCACCAGCGAACAGAACAGCAGCAAGGAGCAUCCGGGCGUUGCAAUGCGUGAACUGCUCAUACCAGUGAUGAAGGUGCUCAUCAAUUUGACGCACACGUUCAACGAGGCACAGCCAUCGCUGGGCGCCGAGCUGCUUGGCAAGCGCAGCGAUGUCAUCGAGACCAGUUUCCAUCUGUUGCUGCUCGCGUCCAACUACAUUCCGGACCGUUGUGUCUUCGAGCUGAGCAUUCUGGUGCUGACGCUGCUGAUCAAUCUGUGCAUGCACACGCCACCGAAUCGUGCCACAUUGAUGCAGGCACAUGCGCCCGCCGAAUACGUUGCCGACAAUCCCCCGCCCGGGGAUCAGGCAGUGAGCGCCAUGCAGGCACUGUUCGAAUACUUUUACAAGUGCGAGGAGCUGGCCAGACUUGUGGAGAAGAAUACGGAUGCGUUCCUCGAGAACAAUGAGAAGGGCAAAAAGAAGCAGGAAGAGGUCGAGGAGACAGUCAACAAUCUUGUGCAACGCGCCAGCCAUCACAUGGAGCACACGCUGAAGGGCAGCUAUGCGGCAAUAUUGAUUGGCAACCUGAUCACCGAUAAUGAGCAGUAUGAGAAGAUUGUGCGUCGCCAGCUUCGAGGCAAUAGUUUUAAGGAGAUCGUCGGUGUGCUGGAGAAAUAUCACACAUUCAUGAAUCUGACUUCGAGUUUGGAGGCUGCAUUUGUGGCACACAUGAAAUCGACCAAGAAGAUAAUUGACAACUUCAAGAAGCGCGACUAUAUCUACGAGCAUGCCGAUGAGGAUCAUGCGAUGGCGAUGCCACUCAAUCUGGAAACGACAGCGCAUCAUCAUCAUCAUCAGCAGCAACAGCAACACCAGCAGCAGCAACAGCAGCAUCAUCAUCAUCAUCAUUAUCAUAAUGAGACAAGUGAUGUGUCGAUGCAAACACAGGAUGCCGGUUGCAGCAGCACCACAAGCAGCAGCAGCAGCAGUGCAACAAUCACAAACACAAACAACAACAUCAGCAGUGGCAGCAGCGGUAGCAUGCCCCGUGUCUUCAAGACCUACAGCAGUCAUAGAUAAUUAAUGUCAGAUGAUGAGCUAAUUAACUAUAUAGUAGAAUAUAUGUCGCCGCCAAUCCCUGAAAGCCUGCCACCAAAUUAAUAAUUCUUAAUGUUUGUUGUAAUUGGAAGUGGACGACGGACGACGGACGAACUUGCUGUCGUCGUUGUGUUUAAUUAUUUAUUUCCUAUUCUGAAUGUGAAUGUGUUUCGUAAUAAUGCAUAGAGAGCCAAACACACACACAACACACACACACACAAAAUGUGCUCCUUUGCUCGGCUUUUGUAUUUGUUUCAUAUUUUUUUUGUAGCUUAGCUUAGCAAUAUUAUAUAUUGUCUUGUAUUUAAAAAAAAAACACACACAAAAACAAAAGUGAUAACAAAUUUUCAUGAGCAUGGUCAGCGUUUUAACUACAAUCACACACACACACACACCUAAACACACACAGAGACAAGAAAAAGUAAAAGAAAAUAAUAAGAAAAACACUCAAAGAUCCAAAUUUCUACUGAUAAAUGUGUACGUUAUAUAGUCAUAAGCAAUAUUAGCAACUAUUAUUAUUAUAUAUAUGUAUACCUUCUCACACACACACACAGACUCACACACACACUCACUCACACACACAAACGCACACACACGCAACACACACACACAACUAAUAAUCGAUUGUACAUAUUGUUUAUCCGACGAUUUUAUCCAGCGCUACCUAGGUUUUAUUUAAAUGUUUCUACUCUACAUAUGUAUAAUUAAUUAUUAACUUUUUUUUUUCCUAAUUGUAUGUUCUAUAUAAGCACACACACACACACACAGACAGACACACACAUAUACAUGUAUAAAGUAAAAGAUUAAAUGUAUUGCAGACAAAAAAAAAAGAAAAAAAUAUAUAGUUAUUUUAUUGCGUAUAGCGUUUAAGUGAAAAGAACUCUAUCCAUGCAUCUAUACAUAU